Molecule: messenger RNA, 2770 nt
Organism: Limanda limanda (common dab)
Lineage: Eukaryota; Metazoa; Chordata; Actinopteri; Pleuronectiformes; Pleuronectidae
Gene: nudt19
Product: nudix (nucleoside diphosphate linked moiety X)-type motif 19
Exons: 3
Coding region: 95-1318 (407 amino acids)
Cellular component (GO): mitochondrion
Molecular function (GO): hydrolase activity, acting on acid anhydrides, in phosphorus-containing anhydrides
Source: RefSeq, a predicted model, not a curated record
CAACAGAGGACAGGGACCAGGUGAAUGAGCAACAACAACUUUCGAAGGCGUUUGGGGACAUUUUAAAAAAGAAAGACACUCUCGGAGUUUCAGGAUGAACACGACCCUGAGGCACUGGAAGGAGGCGGCCACGCUCAUCUUAGCCGCCGGCCGCAGGCUUGCUCCGGCCGGGUUGACGUCCAGGACCCCGGAAGCUCCAGGUCCCCCGGAGGCUCCAGGUCCAUGUCCCCCGCUGACCAGCAGCUGUGGACCGGCCCACCUGCCGCACACGUCCGCCUUCGACUACGACGUGCUGCUGCUGAAGCGAAGCAGUAAAAGCGGAUUCAUGCCCAACGCGUACGUGUUCCCCGGCGGUAAGGUGGACUCCUCGGACUUCUCCAGUGAAUGGCUGGACAUCUUCCAGUCCUUCAGGGACUCUCCCAGCUUCGGACUGGGAAGCGUCACCCAGCCGGUGGAGAGCAGACCCCGGAUGUUCGCCACGGACCGGCUGCACCUGGGCUCUCCGGUCCCGGGGGAGGUGGCCUUCCGGCUCUGCGCCCUGAGGGAGACCUUUGAGGAGUGCGGGGUUCUGCUGGCUGUGUCCAAACAGGAAGAGAAGGGUCUGUUACUACAAGGCAAAGAGGCCAGGAGGGCCAGGUGUGAAGUGAGCGGGUUGUGCAGCAGCGAGCUGAGCAGGUGGAGGACUCUGGUGCUGCAGGACUCCUCCAACUUCCUCCGGAUGUGCAGGGAGCUGCAGCUGCUGCCCAACAUAUGGGCUUUGCACGAAUGGAGCAACUGGCUGACUCCUGUGGCCGGAUACAGCGCCGCGAGGUUCGACACAGCUUUCUUCAUCUGCUGCCUGGGUGAGACCCCCCAGACCCUGCAGGACGAGAGGGAGAUCGUGCGCUGCCAGUGGUCCACACCAUCAGAAGUCCUGCAGAGGUACCAGGCCCAGGAGUUCUGGAUCGCCCCCCCACAGUUCUACGAGCUGAGCCGCAUGUGUCGCCUCCCCUCGCUGAACGACCUCCACAACUUUUCCAGCCAACGUGCCACUCAGGGCUGCGAGCACUGGAUGCCCGUAGUUGUCCAAGAAGAUAAACACCACAUAUCAGUGCUUCCAGGUGACAAACUUUACCCGUCGGACACUUCAGGAAAGACUCAGGUGGAAACAAGCACAGAGCCUCAGCGGGAGGAACCUCAGGACAAUUCUGCACUGCACCGUAUGGUGAUAUUGAAUCCAUAUUCGACAACUCUACAGAUCAACAUCAAACCCAAGUACAACCACCUGCUGCCAGUCAUCAAGCCAACCUCGGCUCAUGACCCUAAAAGUCAGCUUUGACCUGUGCUGACGGCCCUCUGUGCACAGUAUAAUGACCAGAAACUUAAUGAAACAAAACAGGUUUAAUAUUUGUAUUGUUAAGCCUUUUCAUUUACACUAUCAACCUCAAGUGUUCCUAAUUAUUGCGUUAGAUUGUAAUGUGUUUCUUUUAAUCUGGUUCUGUUGUUUUUUUCCAUCUUAUUGCUAAACCAAGAACCCCAUGUAUGUCUUUCAUUCGUCUGGUUUCACUGACCUGAACUGUAUUUCGGGCCUCCUUAUCAGAAGACCUUAAUAUGAUGUGAGAAAAAUGUAUCAAUUGGUUGAUAACUGAUUUUGGUGCUAAAGCAAAGGUGAGGGGAGAAGAGAAGUAUUACAUGUGCAAUGUAGAAAUUCCCUGUGAAAUGUUCAUUUAUAAGUGUCCGUCUGGUCAUGAUUAAUUUAUCUUUGUUCGAUUCAACUAAGCAAUCAAAUGUAGGCUGUAUUUAUCAAGUAGGAUAGACAGUCUCUGUUUUAAAACCCAGAGUGGUCACACGGGAAGUGUGGAACAGUGAAAUGAUUCCAUUGAUCUAUAAAACAAUCUUUUGCCUUUUUUAUUAUUUAUAUGUCAGGAUGGUUUAGGAUUGACGGCUCUGGAGAGGGAGAGAAGUUCCAGGUUCUCUGAUGCUCCAACACAGAGAGCCUGACAGGCCAGGGAGGAGAAAUAUAAAGAAUUGACACACAGUUUAUAUGCUUGUGUUUAUGUGCCUUACUGUACACAGGACCUCGAAUCUAAGGUUUUACCCAGAUACUGAUGGGUUGGUUCAUUAAAAAAUGUUUUUGUUUGAUUAAAGGAGCUCAAACGUGACAGUCGGAUCUCAUGUUGUUGUUUACUGUGUUGAAGCUGUUAUCGACCCCCCCCUUGCUGUAUCUUGAAAUGUCAAGGUCUCACAUGGAUUUCACGUUGUUUUCUGGUCAGAGGUGUUCUUACUUUCCUUCUCGCUACGAAGAAAACAUUAUUAUGCAACGGUUUUAUUCUGACCAAAUUUAGCUUGUAACCAUAGAAACAGGUUGUCUACUAAAUAUAUGAAAAGGGUUUUUAGAGACGACCCUUGCAGCCCAGAGGUGACGUGUUGGUGUGGUCCCUCUCAGUCAGAGUGCUCAUGUCAGCGGUGGAGGCUCUGCAGGGCGUCACCCUCUCCUGUGGCUGUCUUCCCUGCUUACAGCUGGGCCCAUGGCAAAUUAAUGACUCAUAAGGAAUAAUCUCUCUCAUAUUGGUUUUACCCUGUGUAUGCCAUUCAUACAUGUAUUUAUAAUUGAACGCAAGUGCAUUAAUUAUUCAUUUGCUUGUUUCACUAACAUCUCAAACUGCUUUGGGGGAUUUGUGAUACAAUUUAUGUUGGUUUGUUUAUCACGUGUGAAGGCUUGACAACUUUUCUUGUCUACUAUCACACGUCAAGAUCAAAAAUCUUGUUAUGAUUAAUGUCACAUUAUUAU